Aspergillus novofumigatus IBT 16806 is the source of this 1565-nucleotide messenger RNA. RefSeq lists its product as uncharacterized. NCBI's taxonomy places the organism in Eukaryota, Fungi, Ascomycota, Eurotiomycetes, Eurotiales, Aspergillaceae. The record is from RefSeq and is a predicted model, not a curated record. Bases 388 to 1500 code for a protein of 370 amino acids. The transcript is spliced from 2 exons. Gene Ontology annotation, molecular function: protein binding.
UUAAGAACUAGAAGACAUACAUACUAAUACAAGAAUAAGGUAAGGAAGUUUAUGACUAUGAAGCUUGAUCAAAGUAUCUAGAUGAUGGGAGCCAUUUAUGCCUCAGCUCACCCAUAGUAAAUGCUAUGGCUAUUCUCGUAUAACUGUCUAAAAAACACUCCUUAAGGUUUUCCUAGGAAAACUGUUUUUCUGGAAAGUUUUCUACUUGAAAAACCUCCUAAUACCUACGUAACCAGACACUGAGCAGAUCAUGAUAUAUUACGUCCAGAGCUGGUAAUAUAGCUGAUGACCAUGGAACGGAAUGGGUUUAGGUACUUAAGGUCAGCGCACCUCACAUUGCGUUGACCAGUUCUCAACCUGUUCUUGUUACUCUGCUUACCCUGCAAAAUGCCUCUGAUCAGUUACAAGAGACAGCACUUCAAAACAUUAAUGGAGAUUGCCAAUGCAGUACAAGUGGACACAGUACGAACCCUUAAUGCACAAAGUCCGGCAUCUCUCUACUGUCUCCCUGUUGAGCUGAUCUGCCACAUCUGUCAAUAUCUUCCUAUCGCUGAGACCUUUUGUCUGAUGAUAAGCUGUGCUCGCUUCUGGUAUGCAAGAACCGGUAUUCAAGCUUUUGUCCGUGUGCAGCAGAAGUUGGAUGCAACAGCCUGCAAUAGCUGGUGGGUUAUCGAAGCACGUUUCCAUAUCCUCCGCCUGAUGGAAUUUGAUAAACUUUAUGGGAAAGGCAUCACGUCUUUUUGUUGCUGGGCGUGUAUGAGUACUCACCCGAAAGCAUGGUUUCGCACCCCGCAAUUGCGAACACCUGUCAAUUUAAAGUUCUCAAUUGAAGAGCAGAGGGUAAACUGCUCAGCUGCUGUUACCCGCAUCUGCAGAGCUCUACACAGGAGUACCUGGGUUGGCAUGUGCCAUGAAAUGACAUGUGUCGAGCUCCGGAACCUAGUGCGUGUAAGGGAGACUUGCAAAGAGAAAGUUGGCUCAUCUGUUACGCUCUCUGCUGGCGGCUGCUUUUCAGAGCAUGUGGAGUUCAAUCUAAACACCAUGCAUAUCUUAUCCCGGUUCUACCUUGGCAGACUCUCAGAUCUUGGUCUGGUCGGUUUUGAUCGUCUAUGUCGGAAUGCAAGGCUUCCAAUAUGUCCACACAAGAGAAUUGAUGUGCUUGCAAAGUAUUUCCUCCGAUAUAUGAAUCCAGGUGAUGUCCGCCGUUGCCUUCACUGUGGGGCAGAAUUCUAUCUCACAAUCACCUCUGAUGAUCUGAUUGAGCUCCAUAUCUCUCGCCAUGUUGGCAACGUUACAGCAGGGUACUCUCCCAAAUGGCGUGCAGCAUCAUAUGCAUCUGUCAACCCUGCCUUCCUUGAUCAUUGCCGGGCAUUUGCGGAUUGGUUGCAUAGCAUGUAUAAUCCAGAAACCGGUGCUGUGUAUAACGGAGGCCAAUUUGAGAUAUUCGCGCCCGCUCGAAAACCAAGGUGCAGAUUCCAUUGGACUGAAUCAUGGCCAUGAUGAAUACAACAGAGGAUGCAGGGACUGGUCUGGAUGACGACAGGUGAGCUGAGCUGAUACUCAAC